This is a messenger RNA of Sorex fumeus (smoky shrew), 2730 nucleotides long. It is a transcript of the gene B3GNT2, whose product is annotated as UDP-GlcNAc:betaGal beta-1,3-N-acetylglucosaminyltransferase 2. Bases 249 to 1442 code for a protein of 397 amino acids. The transcript has 2 exons. NCBI's taxonomy places the organism in Eukaryota, Metazoa, Chordata, Mammalia, Eulipotyphla, Soricidae. The record is from RefSeq and is a predicted model, not a curated record. Gene Ontology annotation, cellular component: membrane. Gene Ontology annotation, molecular function: hexosyltransferase activity.
AGCUGGAGCCGUGGGUGAAGCGCUGCGGCCGGGGUGGCAACAAGUGCCGGAGAAGAGCGAAGCUCGAGCCAUUCUCCCCCGCGACACCCCCCCCUCCCCGGCCCGCCCGUCGCGGGCGCCACGCAUGGAGCGUGAACGGCGGCGGUCGCCGGGCUGAGCCGCGCCGAGCGGCCGGGACGUGGAUGCGGCCGCGCUCUCCCGCCCCCCGCCCCGCCGAGCUGGAGCUGCUCCCGGACAAGAUAUGAGAAAUGAGUGUUGGACGUCGAAGAAUAAAGUUGUUGGGUAUCCUGAUGAUGGUAAAUGUCUUCAUUUAUUUGAUUGUGGAAGUCUCCAAAAAUAGUAACCCAGAGAAGAAUGCCAAGGGGGAAGUCAUAAUACCCAAAGAAAAGUUCUGGAGGAUAUCGGAGCCACCUGCGGCCUAUUGGAACAGAGAACAAGAGAAACUGAACAGGAAGUACAAUCCCAUUCUGAACAUGUUUGCCAACCAGACGGGGGAUGCAUAUGGGUUUUCUAAUACAAGCCAUCUGAAUUACUGUGAACCUGACCUGAGGGUCACAUCCAUUGUUUCAGGCUUCAGCAGUUUGCCAGACAGAUUUAAAGACUUCCUACUGUAUCUGAGAUGUCGAAAUUAUUCCCUGCUCAUCGAUCAGCCAAAUAAGUGUGCAAAGAAACCCUUCCUGUUGCUGGCGAUUAAGUCCCUCACUUCACAUUUUGCUCGAAGGCAAGCCAUUCGGGAGUCUUGGGGCCGAGAAACCAAUGUGGGAAACCACACAGUGGUGCGGGUCUUCUUGCUGGGCCAGACUCCCCCAGAGGACAACCACCCUGACCUGUCCUACAUGCUGAAAUACGAGAGCGAGAAGCACCAGGACAUUCUCCUGUGGAACUACAGAGACACUUUCUUCAACCUGUCUCUGAAGGAAGUGCUCUUUCUCAAGUGGGUGAGCACCUCCUGCCCGGAUGCAGAGUUCGUUUUCAAGGGCGAUGACGAUGUCUUUGUGAACACCCACCAUAUCCUGAAUUACUUGAAUAGCUUAUCUAAGAAGAAGGCCAAAGAUUUGUUUAUAGGUGACGUGAUCCACAAUGCUGGACCUCAUCGGAAUAAGAAACUGAAGUACUACAUCCCUGAAGUUGUUUACACUGGUGUCUACCCGCCUUACGCGGGGGGAGGUGGAUUCCUCUUCUCGGGCCCCCUGGCCUUGAGGCUGUACAAUGUCACUGACCGGGUCCUUCUCUACCCCAUUGAUGACGUUUAUACUGGAAUGUGCCUUCAGAAACUUGGCCUCGUUCCAGAGAAACAUGAUGGCUUCAAGACCUUUGAUAUAGAAGAGAAGAACAAGAAUAACAUUUGUUCCUAUCUCAAUCUGAUGUUAGUACACAGUAGAAAACCUCAGGAGAUGAUUGAUAUAUGGUCUCGAUUGCAAAAUGUUCAUUUAAAAUGUUAAAAUAGGUUACAAACUAACUUUUGCAUAGGAAGGCUUAUCUUGAAUAGUUCCCAUGUUGUAUUGCUACACACUAGGGAUAAUUUCUAUGUAAACCAUCAAAAUUGCCUUCAUAAGUAGUAUCUAUUUGCAGGCUUUUCUGUCCUCCAAUGUGGUACUUUCUGAAGAGGGAAACCAGAGCAUUCAUGUUUUCAGGGAAGUUGCAGUUGGAUAAUUGGCUAGUGGUCAUUAGUUUCUCAUUGAUCCCUUGAAUGAUCCCUUGAAUCAUCUGAACCCUUAAGUUUGUGAAUUUAGCCAUUUAAAAUUUUUUGUUUUUCUCUCAUGGUAAUGUUUCUGUUUUUCAUUAUGACAGAAUUAUCUGCAGUUUAGUUGUUUAUAAACCUAUUGGCUACAAAAACUUUUGUUAUGUACAAGUAUUGGUUUUUUUGUAAAAUGGAAUUAACAUUUAUUUUUAGAGUCUUUGGAUUCUUUUUUUGGUCUAGAAAAAUUGACUUCCUUUUAAAUGUCCUGCUGCCUCGACAGUAUUUACUUGUGUUAAUUUUAUCAGUAAAUUUUGUAAAAUUAGAAUCAUUGUGUAAUAUUUUAUCUCAUUUAUUUUGUGGUCUUCAGUCAUAAUAAGGAGCAAGUUUAACUUAUAUUUGGUUUGCUGGAUGGAGUCAUAGUUCUCCAUUUUUAGUAUUUGAAAAAAUCGGAGUAUGAUUCCAUAAUGGCCAACAAGGAUUGAAUUGAUCCUGGGAGCCAUAUUUUGUUUAUGGUUUUCCAGUAUAGCCCAGGAAAGCAAAUGUAACUUCUGAGUGAAAAGAUUAAAGUUGCAGACCUUUUCAUGAGUAACAGUCUGUCAGUUUAAAACUCCAGGAUUCUGUUCUUGCCAUAUUUUCACAUGUUGCUUAUAGAAAAUAGUUAUACUGAGUAGUGACUCUUCCCUGUCUCGGUGUAGAAGUGCCUGUGUUUUUAUUUAUUAUUCAGAUCAAAGACCAAAACAUUUUCUUAAAUAUAUUUUGUGUAAUAUUUUAUUUGUAUACAGUGUUGUUAAAAUAUUUAAUUAGAGCAUGACAUUGUAAGUGUUAAGUUGUAAUAUAUGUUUAUUAAAGCUAAUUGUUAUUUUUGAAUUUUAAAGUGUUUUUUUUUUUGAGGGUGGGUGUAAACUAGUUUAAAAUUAUGCCAAACUGCUAUAUAUAUAUUGUAAAAUGCUUUCUUGAAAUAUUUUUGUGUUUAUAGAAUUGAAGAUUCUUACCAGAUGUGACACUUGAGGAUUGUGAGAAGGUAGAAAUAAAGUCACUGUAUUUUUAAU